Messenger RNA from Staurois parvus, 700 nucleotides. Lineage: Eukaryota; Metazoa; Chordata; Amphibia; Anura; Ranidae. The record is from the annotation of a GenBank genome assembly.
GGGCACCGAGUCACCAGGCACAACAGUGGGCUCCGAGUCAACUGGGAUGACCGCUGGCACUGGGUCAGACAUUGGUAAUCGUCUGGCUGGACAGCGGCAUCGGGUCACCAGGCAUUCAGGUCCAUUUGGCUCGACAGUGGGCCACCGCAUCAUCUGGCAAGGCAGUGGGCUCCGAGUCAACUGGUUAUGACCGCGGGCACUGGGUCAGACAUUGGAUCGUCCUGACUGGACAGCGGGACCUGGGUCAACAGGGGCAUCAGGUCAUUUGGCUCGACAGCGGGCACCGCGUCAUCUGGCAAGGCUGUGGGCUCCGAGUCAACUGGUAGUAUGACCGCGGGCACUGGGUCAGACAUUGGAUCGUCUGACUGGACGCUAGAGGGCAUCGGGUCACCAGGCAUCAGGUCAUUUGGCUCGACAGCGGGCUACCGCGUCAUCUGGCAAGGCAGUGGGCUCCGAGUCAACAGGCACGACAGCAGUGGGCACCGGGUCACCAGGCAUUGGAUCGUCUGGCUCGACAGCGGGCAUCGGGUCACCAGGCAUCAGGUCAUUUGGCUCGCCAGCGGGCACCGCGUCAUCUGGCAAGGCAGUGGGCACCGAGUCACCAGGUACGACAGCGGGCUCUGAGUCAAUUGGCACGACAGCGGGCACCGGAUCAGGUACCGGAUCGUCUGGAUCAACAGCGGGCAUCGAGUCAACUGGC